GUCAUAUGGUCAAUUGCCUCCAGUGCUGCCUUCCUCCUCGAACAGUUCAGAUCCGAAGGCUGCGUUCUCCUUCUCCCUCCCCCGUGCAAAGAUGCACCGCCGGGGCGUGGGGGCCGGCGCCAUCGCCAAAAAAAAGUUGGCAGAGGCCAAAUAUAAGGAACGUGGGACAGUUUUGGCUGAAGACCAGUUAGCCCAGAUGUCUAAGCAGCUGGAGACGUUUAAAAGCAACCUAGAAGAGUUUGCUAGUAAACACAAACAAGAAAUCCGUAAAAAUCCUGAGUUCAGAGUCCAGUUCCAAAAUAUGUGUGCAACAAUUGGUGUUGAUCCACUAGCCUCUGGUAAAGGAUUCUGGUCAGAAAUGUUGGGUGUCGGAGAUUUUUACUAUGAGUUAGGUGUCCAGAUUAUUGAAGUCUGCUUGGCUCUCAAGCACAGAAAUGGAGGAUUAAUAAUAUUGGAUGAACUCCACCAACAGGUGCUCAAAGGAAGAGGAAAAUUUGCUCAAGAUGUUAGCCAAGAUGACCUUAUCCGAGCAAUUAAGAAGCUGAAAGUUUUAGGAAAUGGCUUCGGGAUUCUUCCUGUUGGUGGGACAUACCUGAUCCAGUCUGUGCCAGCUGAACUAAACAUGGAUCACACUGUUGUGAUACAGCUUGCUGAGAAAAAGGGGUAUGUGACUAUAAGUGAAAUCAAGUCCAGUUUAAAAUGGGAAAUGGAACGAGCCAAGCAAGUGCUGGAUCAUUUGCUGAAGGAAGGGAUGGCCUGGCUUGAUACACAAGCUCCAGGAGAGCCACAGUACUGGCUACCUGCCCUCUUUACAGAACUGUACUCUCAGGAAAUCACACCAGAAGAAGCAAAGGAAGCUUUACCUUGACAAUAUCAAAGAUGAGUAAUAACUGAACAUUUGCUGAUUGUUAAUUUGGUAACAUUGAACGGUAGUUAUUAUUUUGGAUCUUAAAAUAUUUAUAAGGAAAUAUCUGCUUUGCUAAUACCUAAUUUCGGCAUGUAUUUGAUACUAAAUGUGGAUUUCUGCCAAAUGAAGAUUUUUAUUUCAUUAGCAAGUUUCUAGUUCUUGUAAUGAGGAUGAGAUGGCAGGAGGAAAUCUGUCCAAAAUUGUAGCCUUUUCUUUCAGUUCUUCUAAAUGUUUAGAAUGAGGAUUGAUGUCAGAUGCUAAAACUGUUUGAUUUCUUUUCAUUUGCUUAUCCCAAGUUUGUUGAGUAGUAUAUUGGCUGAACUGUAUACAUACUGAAUCCCUUCACUUCUGUACGUUUCUGUAUGAUGAAACAGCUGGACUUCUUUAUUGCUACUUGGAUUUUGGGUAAAGGACCAAACUAUUAUUAUUAUUUCCAACUUAUGUAUCAUUGGAGGUUUGCACAAUUUCAUUGUUUUAAAAAAAAGCAAGAAUAUCUUGAAAGACAGUUUAGAAAGUCAUGGGUAAAACUUAGUUCAAUUUCAGCCAUUCAGGCAGUCAGGGUUUCUCUGAUCUGAGAUACUGUGUGAAAACAUACCUUCACAACCGUAACCAUGUUGUGCCUUAGCAUGUUGAAAUCUGUAAACAGUAUAUUCUUCCAUAUUUGUGCAGUGCACAUAAAAAUUUGAAAUUCAUAAAGCUAUGUAUUAAACUUCAUGUUGUGGGUAUAAAAUUUUAUUGACCGUUUGAAAAAUCAUUGACUGCAUUGAAGUCUUACUGAUUUCCAUAAAUCAAUAAGCUUAUGUUCUGAAUAUAAUUCAUGGAUAUAAAAAACAGAUAGGAUAAAACUUAUUUGAGUUACUUAGGCUGGUAGAAGAAUUUUCUGUAGCUAUAUUCACAGAUCAUGCUGUGUGCAAGAAGAAACUGCUUCCUGUAACAUCCUAAGAAUCAUCUUACGACUUCAUACAAAAUACAAGGAAGAAUUUAUUGGGGAUAAUUUAUGUGCAGAGUUGGACUGCUAUAGAUUGAUGCCCUAUCCAGUGGUGUUGAGGUUACGUGUAGAUCAAGAGACAGCUGUUUAUCUAGAAGAUGCAAGCAAUUGGCUAAUGACUUCCCACAAAAAAGUACCAGACAAAGUCAUACUGUAGUACAGGAACUCAAUCUAAGGUAUGUUUUACUUCAGGGAUUUUCAGAAUUUUUCAACCUAAUUAGUCAAUUUUUUUUCAGAAUUCCCUAUUAAGAGAUGAAACAGUACUGAUAAAACAUUGGCAAUAAAAUGAAGAGUAAACUGUUUAUUUUAAAUGCAAAAUUAACACUUCCAAUGUACAAAAAAUAAAACCUGAAUUUCAUAUGA
Messenger RNA from Protobothrops mucrosquamatus (brown spotted pit viper), 2258 nucleotides. It is a transcript of the gene SNF8, whose product is annotated as SNF8 subunit of ESCRT-II. The record is from RefSeq and is a predicted model, not a curated record. NCBI's taxonomy places the organism in Eukaryota, Metazoa, Chordata, Lepidosauria, Squamata, Viperidae. Bases 92 to 868 code for a protein of 258 amino acids. Gene Ontology annotation, biological process: protein transport to vacuole involved in ubiquitin-dependent protein catabolic process via the multivesicular body sorting pathway. The transcript has 8 exons. Gene Ontology annotation, cellular component: ESCRT II complex.